AUGGCACUCGCCGAACGGAUUUCAGAGUGGGUCCGGAAGCAUCAUUUUGAAGCUUGGGAGGCGCCAAGCAAUGUGUCUUUUUACUUUUUGCUGCUUGAAAUCCCACCUGAAUCAGCUUGCAGUCUCUACGGGGUCCCCGGUGCUUUUUCUUUGGAAAAGGCCCAUGGAUGCCAUGUUUUCUCACCCUCCCAGGAACGCGUCGCGUUGCAAUUCCCGGACGCCCUCCUUGGCGAAGCACCCGAGAUCCUCGAGCAGGUGUGCGAGAAACUGAAGGAUCGUAGGGUCUUCAUCCUGGGUGACUCCUCCUUCGGUGGAGGGGGCGUUGAUGAAGUCGGUGCGCGCCAUUACGGCGCGGACUGCAUCGUUCGCUUCGGGCACGCGGAACAGCAAAGAGGUGGUGACUUGCCGGUACUCUUCGUCUUUGAUGAGCAGAUCGCUGCUGACUGUGUAGAGGAUGCCGAGGAAAUUGUGAAGAGAGUUCAUGGCUUGUUCGCGAAGCGUGCUCGCGUAGAAGGCGAUGACAUGGAUGCGCACCUCUUGGUACUUUGUGACUUGCCCCAGCAGUACAUGGCAGAACCACUGGGCCAAGCUCUGGUGGAAAGCUUUGGCAAGUUUUUUGUACUGGUGGCAACUCCACAUCAAGAGGCUUUCUCGGGUGACAUUCCGACUGGAUGGCGUGAUUGGCGCUUUGGCGCAUUGCAGCUCGGGCAAGCUUGGUGGUCUACGCUUGGAACCUUGACUUUGGCAGGAGCUGCCCGGCCUCCAAGACUCAAGGUUUGUGGCCGCGAUGUCUAUGCCUUGGGCUCGGGCGCCGACACACAACCUUCUAUGGGCCGCACGUUACCACCCAACAGCGCUGUGCUCUAUGUUGGCCCUAAGGGCUCCAGUCUAGAGCGUUGCGCACUUUUGCGCUAUGGCGCCUCGUGCCCCGUUUGGAGUCUAGAGAGAUUGGAGGCGGAGAGCCCCCACGUGGGCGCAAGAUUGGAGCGAAUCUUUAGUCAUGCGUUGCUUCAGAAGAGGUAUCGCUUUGUUGAGUUGGCCAAGGCUGCUGGCACCAUUGGGCUUUUGAUGGUUUCCGCCGGUGGCCCUACAACCUUGGGAAAGGCCCUGGCAGAGAGGCUGGAGGCCUUGCUGUCCAAGGCCAACCGCCAGUCCUACCGGCUGGUCGUUGGGCAACCCACCCAAGAGAAGCUGGGCAACUUUCCAGAGAUUGAGUGCUAUGUGUUGCUCUCCGGGCCUGAGCAGUUUAUGUGGGAUCUCCGUGAUUUCAUGGUGCCCAUUUGCACCCCCUUCGAGUUGGAAGUAGCUCUAGGUGCGCGUGAGUGGACCGGGGAGUAUUUGACCGAUCUUCAGGAACUUCUAGACACAGCUCCUAUGACUGAGGUGCUCCCAAACACCGUCUCUGAAGAUGCCACGCUGGUGCAGUCCUUAGGCACCAAGAUCCGUUCCUUCGAAUCCAACGGCCCUUUGCUCCGUCCGAAGAGCACGGUGACAGAGACCUCUACGGUGACAGAGAUGAAAGCUCCAGCGAGCAUCACACCUGGACUUUAUGGUGUGCCGUGGAAGUAUAGCCAGGAAGGCUUAAGUCGAAGCGAAGUGGACAACUAG
Molecule: messenger RNA, 1608 nt
Organism: Durusdinium trenchii
Lineage: Eukaryota; Dinophyceae; Suessiales; Symbiodiniaceae
Source: the annotation of a GenBank genome assembly